AUGCUGUCCAGUAUGAAUUCGAUUUCAAGGGCUGUACUAGCGAGACGAUGUCUGCAUACAACCACAAUCGCGGCCAAAUCACAGUCCGGCCGGUACAAGAUAUCUCCGAAAGGUGACCGUCCGCUUACGUACGAGAUGGCUAACCCACCACACCAGAUAGCGCAUCGAAAAGCAUGGAACUCGUGGAACACCUCUAAUCUCGAGGGUGAGCUGCGCCCAUCGCAAACCAUGCUGGAGGACGAUUUCAUACGCCGGUUCAUGUCCGGCACCUGGCACGCAAUGGUACUGUCGGAGGUGAUAAUCAAACGACAGCACAACCACGUGCGCAUAGCGGCCAUCAUUAGCCGUGCGAUUCCGGCAAGAAAAAUGUACUUCCUGAUCGGAUACUGUGAGGAGCUGCUAGCCUACUGGUUACAGUGCCCGGUAACGCUCGAGCUGCAGACCACGGACGAUAAGAAGGAUGUAAUCUUUAAGUACAUUUAA
Molecule: messenger RNA, 483 nt
Organism: Anopheles maculipalpis
Lineage: Eukaryota; Metazoa; Arthropoda; Insecta; Diptera; Culicidae
Gene: mRpS24
Product: 28S ribosomal protein S24, mitochondrial
Exons: 3
Coding region: 1-483 (160 amino acids)
Biological process (GO): translation
Cellular component (GO): mitochondrion
Source: RefSeq, a predicted model, not a curated record